Messenger RNA from Brienomyrus brachyistius, 3472 nucleotides. RefSeq names its product cell adhesion molecule 3 (gene cadm3). Bases 299 to 1555 code for a protein of 418 amino acids. The transcript is spliced from 11 exons. The record is from RefSeq and is a predicted model, not a curated record. Lineage: Eukaryota; Metazoa; Chordata; Actinopteri; Osteoglossiformes; Mormyridae. Gene Ontology annotation, biological process: homophilic cell-cell adhesion. Gene Ontology annotation, cellular component: presynaptic membrane.
CCACCCCCUCCCUUCUCGUCUAUUUCAGACAGUCUGUUUUGCUGCAGUGAACGUUAGCGGUAUAAGGGAAGUAAAAGCAAGGAAAAAGAAGGGACGAGCGACAGAAGAAAGCAGACAGGCUGAUCCAGUGGGGCCAAGAGCGAGAUAACGCAAUCCAGUCCCUUUGCAUCCCGAGCAUCAGCACGCAGUUCAGCUGGAGGAGAUUGCAGAGGGAUAACGUUUCGGUGCCACCUCGGUUUAUCCUAACUAUCCGUGAGUGCGCCAUCAGCGGCCUGAGGACACUCGGUGAGACAGGCGGAUGAAGGUGUCUGCGCGUCACACCAUGCCAUUCCCAACAUUCCCCGUUUCCUUUCUAUGGACUCUGUGCUCCGUCAACGUCUUCGUCUUAACAGCCUACAGUGACCUUCUCUUGGAGGAUGACCCCUUCCAGCCCGUGACCUCUGACGAGACGGUGGCGGUAGGUGGGACAGUGACGUUGACCUGCCAGGUGGCGGAGAACGACAACUCCUCCCUCCAGUGGUCCAACACGGCACAGCAGACGCUCUACUUCGGAGAGAAGAGGGCACUGAGAGACAACCGGAUCCAGCUGCAUCGGUCCACCCCCACUGAGCUGUCCAUCACCAUUUCGGACGUGCAGCUCUCCGAUGAGGGAGAGUACACCUGCUCCAUCUUCACCAUGCCAGUGCGCACGGCCCGGGCCACCGUCACCGUGAUGGGUGUCCCUGGGAAGCCCCAGAUAUCAGGGUAUGAGGACCCAGUGCUGGAGGGGGAGAGAAUUACCCUGACCUGCACCAGCUCUGGGAGCAAACCGCCGGCCAAACUGCGCUGGUACAGAGGCCAUGAGGAGAUACAGGGUCAGCCGCAAGACGUGGCGCCCGACCCAGACGACCGUACCUUCAGGGUACGCAGCGAGCUGCACUUGACCGUCACGCGGGCCGACAACGAGGCGCCCAUCGCCUGCACCGUGGACCACCCUGCCCUGGCCGAGGGGGACAAGAGGACAGAGCGGCAGCUCAUUGUGCAGUACUCCCCCGAUGUGUAUAUCCGGCCGGGGAGCGACCUUCCUCGGGAGGGAGAGAAGUUCCUGCUGCAGUGCGUGGGAAUCGGAAACCCAGAGCCCACCUCUUACGAGUGGAAGAAGAACGAUGGAGACCUCCCCUCACUGGCCAAGGUCGAUGGGAGCUUCCUGCGCUUCGAGCUCCUCAACAAGUCUGACAACGGGAUGUACCUCUGUCAGGCCAGCAAUGGCAUCGGCCGAGGUCAAGGAGACUACGUUCUUCUGGUGCAAGAUGCAGCUGAUGGCGGUGCAGAUCCCACAGCCAUGACAGCCUCUAAUGGGGUUGACCACGCCGUCAUCGGGGGAGUGGUUGCAGUCAUCUUCUUCAUCCUCCUCUGUCUCCUCAUCGUCCUUGGUCGAUACCUCAUCAGACACAAAGGGACAUACCUGACCCACGAGGCAAAGGGUUCGGACGAGGCUCACGACGCCGACACCGCCAUCAUCAACGCGGAGGGCGGCCACUCCAGUGCAGAGGAGAGGAAGGAGUACUUCAUCUAGUGCUGGGGGGGUGGAGGGGGGUAGGGUGCCGAAGGAGACGUCUCCGUUUGUCUUCACAAGCUUCAGUUCCUCACAAUUUCACAAGAAGGGGCGGAUGGCAUGACAGAGAUGCGCACAGUGAAGUAGAAGGAAAAAGAAACCAGAAUGAACUGGAGACGGGGAUUCAGAGAGCCGACUUCACUGGGUGAAACAUGUUACGUCAUACAAACUCACAUGAACAGCCAACUCAUACACGCGCACACACACACACAUGCACACACACCUAAGCAGAUCCAUGUUUGUGUGUAGUGGGGUGAGAGGGUCUUUUCGAUGGCGAAAUUGUAACGUGGAAAAACACGAAAACGAUACACUCCACCAGGGUACUAUGGCAACGACAUGCGCAUUCAUGGUAUGGAAUUCCAGUAUAAAUAUAUAAAUAUAUAUAAAUAGUUAGCAUUGUUUUUACUCAACAAAAAAGGUUUGGUGUGCUGUAAAUACAACCUUUUUCUCUUAACUGUCCUUCCCCUUCUCUUCUCUCUCUGUAUGUAACACUGUGUCUGGUACUACAGUAUAUAUUCUAAGGCCUGCCUGUUUUUAUUACAUGCGUGGAAAUGCCGAGUAAAAAAAUUAAAAGAAAAUAAAUAUCUGAGAAAAAAAAAAUGUCGGAACGGAAACAGCUGCAAAGAUUUAUAUGGGUUCAGUUUACUCUGAUUCUUCUGUUCUUGUGUUGCCGUCAGUGUCACAGCGUGGGUCUGUUGGUCUGUCUGGAAAGAAUUAGGUUUUAUAAUUAAAAGUUAUGAUUUCGCACUGAAUGGGUUUUAUUACCGACGGUCACAGUAGUAACCUUUAUAACCGCGGCGAUGAGAAGGACGAUCGCUGUCGCCGUGUUUUAAUUUCACUUGGUGGACUUCGCCCUAAGGUUGGUUUUCCUGUUUGACAGCAUCUCCUGCUGCUGAAUGUACCUGCUGCGCUUAAUUUAGUGAUCGACUGGACUCUCACUCUUCAUGCAGUAAAACCAGGGUAAAAUCCUCUGUCAUACCCAAGUCUGCUUAGGCCCAGGUGAAAUCAGCGCUGAGUCUUCGUUCUCUCUCGUCCUUCCUUUAACCCUGCCGCUUUCUCUGCCUCUCCCUGUCUCCCGAACUCUCUUCCCGCACAGACAGUUAGCUAGGCCUAUAAGCCGUCACAUUACACUGACAUUCCCGAUAUAGUGUCUUAACAAAGGUGUGUUUUUGAAUUUACUUUUACUUAUUAACGACGUUAUUUUUGGCGACGGAGUGGCAUUCUAAACCUGUGGUAUUUUCUGCACAUAUGUGUAACGAUCAGGGAUUUAAUCUUGUUAACGAUACGGCUGCGCUUUUCAAGCAUACGUCCUGCUCCUCUCAAGCAAAGCGACCAGUAAAGGCGGAAACGCGGACUCUGGUUGCGUCAUUCAGUAGUGACAGCGGCUCACCACUAGAGGACAGUAUAAGCAGCACUGGUUCUUCCAUGCAGGAUUUCCUGUCUAGUCGAAUCUUUCUCCCAGUAAUUUCUUUGUGUCCAGGAAGCAAGGGGAAGACUCCAGUAGGUCUUGUUUUAUCAAUGUGUUGAAAAGUGUUGUUUUUUUUCAGUGAUUAUGAUCUUUUUUCAUGUGUGUGGAUAUUCUAUUAAUUUGAAUUAAAUUCAUUAUCUUCUUGAAGCUUCUCGAGUAGUCUUACAGUGGUAUUUUUUGGAUGACAAUGUUAUUUUGAAUGAAAAGUCUUCCUUUUUGAAUGAGUAUUCAUAUCAUGUGGAACUACUUGUUUUGUAUUAUGGCUUACGAUGUCAUCGGGGAAAUCCUGCUUCAUGACAUCAUUAGAGGUACUUUAGCUGAGACGUUCAUUUGUUUUGUUCAUACAGUUUUCAUCUUUUGUUACAAUAUCAAUAUGGUACUUUAUUUCAAUAAACAUGCAUUUGAGUUAA